Mugil cephalus (flathead mullet) is the source of this 2343-nucleotide messenger RNA. Its product is annotated as tapasin-like. Gene Ontology annotation, biological process: antigen processing and presentation of endogenous peptide antigen via MHC class I. The coding region runs from base 311 to 1636 and encodes 441 amino acids. The transcript is spliced from 8 exons. The record is from RefSeq and is a predicted model, not a curated record. Lineage: Eukaryota; Metazoa; Chordata; Actinopteri; Mugiliformes; Mugilidae. Gene Ontology annotation, cellular component: membrane.
CGGUGAAACAUGAGAACUACGAGACGUAGGAUUUAAGCGUAGACCGAUCUGUCUUCCUUAUUUGUUUUAUUUUUUUUAGAUUCCAGACAUUAAAUGAUUUUUGUGGCCGACCAUAGAUGAUAUAUAUAUUUUAUUAUGUUAUUUUGAAAGUAUAAUUGGAGAUUAACCGUCUAACUGUGCUGGACUCGGUAAAAGUGAAAGUAAAACGAAGACUGGGUUUUCGGGGGGAAAACCACCCAUCUAUAGUCCGUUUAUUGCGUCUGCUAGAAGCAGAGAAGAGAACCUGCGAACAGACGGAAUACGCACAAUCAUGACGGACUUUUCUACAAUUUAUAAACUGAGCCUGGUUGCUGUAACCUGCUUCAUCCAAGCCUGCAGCAGCAGCAGCUGUCCGGUGAUGGAGUGCUGGUUUGUGCAGGAGAAAGCGGGUCGAGGGGGAGGCUUGACCGGAGCAACGAGCCAGGAGAAAUCACUACUUCACAUCAGGACUGACCCACAGAGCACAGAGAGCCACAAGUCUCCAUCCGACAUCAGCCCUGACAGAAUCUACUUCAUCACCGACCCGGCUGCCACUCUCUGCCACCGCUCCCUCAACCCUCCCAGAGGCUCCGUCGAGAAGCCCCGCUGUGAGAUCAACCCCUUCCUGCCGCAGCCCUCCAGCCUCCAGUGGGUCCUUCCGCUCACAGAGUCAGCCUUCAGCCCCGUGUACCUGCAGGCCGACUGGUUUUCAGCCGCUUUCCAGGGCCUCAAGGAACCACUGGGCGUUUCUACUAUCACGCGUGCCCCUACAGGAUCCAAAGAGCAGAAUGUGAUCCUGAGCGUGACCAGCAAAACGAUGUCGGUUCAGUCCAGGCUCGGGGAGCCGGUGCUGCUGGACUGCGGCUUCUGGGCCGACCCGUCCUCUCCUCUGUCCGGGAAAGGUUUCGCUGUGGAGUGGCGCUACCAGUUCAGGGGCAGCGGGCGACUCAUUCUGGGCUAUGAUGGCAAGACGGACCGCCUGGCCGACACGCAGGAGAAAGGGGCCACGCUGGACUUCGAGGCUUUGCACGAGAAGGGAAACGCGUCGCUGAUCCUGCAGGAGGCCGAAGUGCGUCACUCCGGGACGUAUAUCUGCACGGUGUUCCUGCCCUACCUGGUGGCUCAGGUGGCAAUAGAGCUCGAGAUCAUAGAGCCCCCGUCUCUCUCUAUCCAGCCCUCCCCUCUGCCCCUCACUGUCCCGGGUCAGACCUUGAACAUCCAGUGUGAAGCGUCCGGCUUCGCCCCCUUAACCCUGGAGCUGAGCUGGGAGUUUAAAGGGGCCGACGGGAAAAUUAUCCCCUUAGGAUCGGGCAGCGUCACGGGCCACAAGCAGGCCUGGGACGGCACCCUGAGCCAGAGCACCCGUCUGGAGCUGGACACGUCUAAACUGGAUCUGGGCAGAGGAGGGGAGGUCACCUGCAUGGCCGUCCAUCCCGGGGGGACACGGCGGACCAGUGUGACCCUCAACCUCAUCGGGUUCAGUGGUCCCUCCAUCGAAGACUCCAUGGCUAUGGUUGGCGUGGCGCUCGUGCUCUACGGCCUCAUCAAGUUUGUGUCGUGGACCUUCACCAGCUCAGGCUCAGGUGAAGCUGAUAAACAAGAAAAGAAAAAGAAGUAAAGGCAUCAACUUAAGUCCACGGUGUGACACCGAGCCUGGGGUGAGACUUGAGGAGAGGCUGACCACCUGCAUCUGUCGACAGUUCUUUUUUUUAUGUACUUCCAGAGAAAUCUAUUCUGUGUUCCUAUGAAGAGUCAGAUUACCUGUUUAUUUUUCUCGUUAUUUCGUUCUUCAGGAACAAACGUGUUGUUGCAUUAGGGAGAAUUCUCUUAAAGUGGCUUCUGCUCAGGGGAAAGAUGUGGUGAUAUGUCUUUAAACGUCCUCCCGCUAAUCUGUAUAUUGCACAUUGGCCUCCCUCUAUACAGUUUAUAGUAUUUGCUGUGUCGUCACAAACACUGGAAAAGCGAAAGAAGCUUAGACGGAGUUGGAAAUGAUAAUGCGGUGAAAUAAGAGCUUCAGCUUGGAGAUGCUUCCGAGUGACGCGUCAGGGUUUGACUAAACUGUCCAAACCUGCGAACUCAGUCCCAUUUUAUUUUAUUUUUUUUUGUAAAUAGACGAAACCUGAUGUUUGUACGUUCUCACGUUGUUGUCACAUGCGUUUGCCUUUGUUAUGUGUCUCAAAGCGUCAGCAGCUCCAAAAGAAAAGUGAAGGAAAUGGCACGAAAAGGAAGCGGCAUUCUGCUGCAGGGAAAACUCAAACACGGCAUCAGAAUGAGCUCAACUCGGCGUUUUCAGGGUGUGAAGUGAAAUAAAAAACACUUGAAACA